Lineus longissimus is the source of this 2654-nucleotide messenger RNA. RefSeq names its product protein arginine methyltransferase NDUFAF7, mitochondrial-like. Gene Ontology annotation, biological process: mitochondrial respiratory chain complex I assembly. Gene Ontology annotation, molecular function: protein-arginine omega-N symmetric methyltransferase activity. The record is from RefSeq and is a predicted model, not a curated record. Bases 269 to 1519 code for a protein of 416 amino acids. Gene Ontology annotation, cellular component: mitochondrion. NCBI's taxonomy places the organism in Eukaryota, Metazoa, Nemertea, Pilidiophora, Heteronemertea, Lineidae. The transcript has 10 exons.
UCGUGACAUCUAUAAAAAUCAAGAUAAUCGUGGCUUCCAAGUCAAAAUUUAUGUAGCUAAAUUCAUAAAUGUAUCAUGAGAUACCUAUACAUUUAAGUGGUUUUAGAAAUUGAUGGUGCUUUUAUAAUUCUGUUGUGAUCGAUUAGUUGAAAAAUAGGGCAUGGGGAUUUCCCUGAGAUUUGUUGACAUUCAAAGCACAACCAAUUCAAAGCAUGCAUGUGUCAACAUUGACAGUCAUGAUGAAGUAGUUACCCCUCUCAAUUAAACCAUGAUUAACCAGCUUGGGUCCCGGAUUGUUGCCAGUUGUGGAGGCAGAACUGUCAUCAACCAUGUCAGGAGAUGUUGUGCCCAAAAGAGGGAGGACUCGUCCCUGCUGCGCCAACUGCAGGCUAAGAUUAAAAUCUCUGGACCAAUAACGGUAGCUGACUAUAUGAAAGAGGUUCUCACCAACCCUGCUGCUGGUUAUUACAUGCAUCAAGAUGUGUUUGGAUCACAAGGGGAUUUCAUCACUUCACCGGAAAUCAGUCAGAUAUUUGGAGAGUUGAUUGGAGUAUGGUGUGUGAAUGAAUGGAUGCAGAUAGGAUCGCCAUCAAAGUUUCAACUGGUUGAGUUAGGACCAGGGAGAGGAACUCUCACUGAUGAUAUACUCAGGGUUUUUUCAAAGUUUCCUCUCAAAGAUGCUGUGUCAGCACAUUUAGUUGAAGUAAGUCCGACCUUGAGUGACAUGCAGAAGGUCAAGCUACAAGGAGGGGAAACUGGUGGGGAAUCUGAGCAGACGACAAGUUCAUUUUCCUACAAACAUUGCCUAUCUAAACAUGGUUGUCGUGUAUCAUGGUAUCAACAGCUACAGGAUGUACCGAGAGGUCCGUCUGUGUUCAUCGCUCAUGAAUUCUUUGACGCGUUGCCUGUUCAUAAAUUCCAAAAAACCGAUCAACGAUGGAAUGAAAUAUUGGUUGACCUUGACCCAAACUCAGAUGGAUUACGAUAUGUUUUAUCAAAACGGCAGACGUUGGCUGCAAAAACAUUACUGAAGGUGAAGAGAGAUGAUCCACGAGAUCACAUUGAGGUGUGUCCGGAGGCUGGCAUAUUGAUGCAGGAACUUUCCACGCGGAUAGCAGAGGAUGGAGGUUUUGCUCUUUUGGCUGAUUAUGGUCACUCUGGUGAGAAGGGAGACACUUUCAGGGCUUUCCGUGAACAUAAGCUCCAUGACCCGUUAAAUGAGCCGGGCAGUGCUGAUUUGACCGCUGAUGUGGACUUUUCCUAUUUAAAAGAGAUGGCUGGCCAGAAAGUGUCGUCAUACGGGCCAAUAACUCAGGACCAAUUUCUCUACCACAUGGGCAUAGGAGCUAGAUUACAGGUACUCCUGGGCAGUGCCACCCCCUCACAACGGAAGGAUCUCAUAUCCGGCUACGACAUGCUCACCAAUCACUCCAAGAUGGGAGAGAGGUUUAAAUUCAUGGCUUUGAUGCAAAACGAUAGGAAGGACUAUAUACCUGCUGGAUUCGAGAAUCACAGCUGACAAGAGUGACAUGACUAGACUGUUCAUUUCAUAUAUAGGUCAAUUAAAGCGAACUGGAACCGCCGAGCGAUUUAUUCAACUUUUCGACUUUCACCGCCCGAGAAAGUCAAACUUCCAACUUCCUAUUCGAGUUCAGAUUUGUAGCUCCGCCCCCAGUGCCCGAGCAUGCGCAGUUCAAUUUGUUAUUAUUGAGAAUCAUGUGAGAAUCACGUGAGUCAUGCGAUCUUUCAUUCAUGUAUUUUCGUAGUAAAUUCCAUAGUAGUGACGUCACUCAAUGAUUGACAGCUGGGCGCCAUGUUUCAUUCAUGCCUCGUUCUGAUCACCCGAUACGCGGGAAAUGAAAACGAGGUCAUACGAACUGGCUUGGCGGUUUCAGUUCGCUUUAAGAUGAUUUUUCCACAAAAGAAACUUCCAGGACAAGAGCCAAAAGCUGCCCAAGACUUUGAACCAUGACAUUUUUAGCUCACCUCUUAGCAGAGGUGAGCUUAUCCCAUACCGUGGCGUCCGUCGUCCGUCGUCGUCGUCGUCGUCGUCGUCCGUCGUCCGUUAGCAGGGCACGUUUCGUAACUGUUAGAGCUAUUGAGUUGAAACUUGGUACACAUGUACCCUUAUGUAAUGACACCUGGGAGACCAAGUUUCGGUCCGAUUCGUUUCAUGGUUUGGCCACCAGGGGGCCAAACGUUAAAAGUGAAAAUAUGCAAUAUCUCCCUUAAUAGUAGUCGGGAAAUUUUGAAAAAAAUAUGGUAGGUACUUCUAGCAAAGGUGCAUCAUAUAUCCUCCGGGUUUUUGAUUUGACCUCCUUUUCAAGGUCACAGAGGUCAAAUGGUGUAAAUUGGCCGUUAGGAUGUAACGAUGGCACGUUUCUAAACUGCAAUGACUAUUGAUACCAAAUUUGGUACACAUUUACCCCUUAGUCAGGUGAUCUCAGGGACCGAAGUUUGGUCCAAUAUGAUUCACCACUUGACCACCAGGGGGCAAAAUCCAAAAACCUUAAAAAUGUGAUUAUUCCUUAACUUCUUGCCCGAUUGCCACCAAUUUGAUAUCAUGGGUACAUCUAACCACCAUACAGUAUAUGUCACACAGGUUUUUAAUUUGACCUUCUUGUCACGGUCACAGAGGUCAAAUGGCGUAAAUU